Molecule: messenger RNA, 480 nt
Organism: Trichomonas vaginalis G3
Lineage: Eukaryota; Parabasalia; Trichomonadida; Trichomonadidae
Product: ubiquitin-like family
Exons: 1
Coding region: 1-480 (159 amino acids)
Source: RefSeq, a predicted model, not a curated record
AUGAAUCAAGUUGAUUACCCAUCAACAAUCUGCUUAAGGACUUUCAACAGAGACCAUGACAUUAGACAAGUCAGGAUCAAUCCAGAAUACAAUAUAUCCUACUUACGAACCAUUGAGGGCGAUGAUUGCAUCUUCAUAUAUAAAAAGAAAGUGCUCUUAGAUUCGAUGACAUUCAAAUUUUAUUCCAUGAAUGAUGGCGAUAUUAUCUGCGUCAUUCCCUAUCAGAAUGAUUUGAUUCCAAAGUACAUCCCUAAGAACUCAAAAUUAUGCAUGGAUUUGAAAAGAGAAAGACUUAAAAUAGUUAACCAGAAGUUUUCCAAAAUCGAAGGAUAUCAAAAUGUAUCCAAAAAAUUAACAUUUUUGAAAGAUCAACUCGAAGGACUUGCCAAAUUAGAGGAAAGGAAGCCUCUCCAUGAUAACAUCACAAGACUCCCAACCAAGACACAGAUUUCUUCAGAUCCAUUACCAGUAUUUUGGUGA